Fusarium pseudograminearum CS3096 is the source of this 603-nucleotide messenger RNA. RefSeq lists its product as uncharacterized. The coding region runs from base 1 to 603 and encodes 200 amino acids. NCBI's taxonomy places the organism in Eukaryota, Fungi, Ascomycota, Sordariomycetes, Hypocreales, Nectriaceae. The transcript is spliced from 7 exons. The record is from RefSeq and is a predicted model, not a curated record.
AUGGUUACCUGGGUCUUGCUGGAUGGUGAUGGCUAUUUAUUAUCUGCGGCUGCUGCCCCAUACUUCGCCAUCUACCUCCGAGAGAACGGUUACAGCGUUUCCCAGCGUAAUAUUAUCCCUGGUUGCGCUAAUCUCGUGUCCGUGUUGACCGAUUUUACCUGGAGUUUUAUGUCUGACUACAUGCAGAACUGUGUAUACUGGAUGGUUGGCCCAAUUCUUGACAGCUUGGCCACCUUCCGACGCUGCUCGCGUAGCAGGUUUUUUGCCGCCAGUGGUUACGCUACCGGCAUCAUGUGGACCUGGGCCAACGAGAUCAAUGUUCGUAAUGCUGAAGAGCGAGCCAUAACCAUCUCCAGCAUGAACGGCUUUUUCUAUGCGACUACCUUGUUUAUGCCCACCCUUAUCUUCCCUCAAACUAUGGCUCCCAAGUUCGAGCGCGGUUUUCCUACCGUCCUGUCUUUCGCCGUUGGCGCUUGUGGUCUUAUUCUGUUUGCCAAUUUCUCGCACCAGCAACAACUGCGCAUGGAAGCUGAGGCAACUGCUAGCGAAGUACCAGCGGAGGUUCCUGAAUCUGAUGUUGAUGAGACUGAGAAGAAGGCUUAA